CCUGCCAGCAGGGCCAUGUGUACCAGCCUGACCACUUGUGAAUGGAAGAAAGUCUUCUAUGAGAAGAUGGAGGUGGCAAAGCCGGCUGACAGCUGGGAACUCAUCAUAGACCCCAAACUCAAGCCCAAUGAGCUGGCCCCUGGCUGGAAGCAGUACCUGGAACAACAUGCCUCAGGCAGGUUCCACUGCUCCUGGUGCUGGCACACCUGGCAGUCGGCCCACGUGGUCAUCCUCUUCCACAUGCAUCUGGAUCGCGCCCAGCGGGCGGGCUCGGUGCGCAUGCGCGUCUUCAAGCAGCUGUGCUACGAGUGCGGCACGGCGCGGCUGGACGAGUCGAGCAUGCUGGAGGAGAACAUCGAGAGCCUGGUGGACAACCUCAUCACCAGCCUGCGCGAGCAGUGCUACGACGAGGACGGCGGCCAGUACCGCAUCCACGUGGCCAGCCGCCCGGACAGCGGACCGCACCGCAGCGAGUUCUGCGAGGCCUGCCAGGAGGGCAUCGUGCACUGGAAGCCCAGCGAGAAGCUGCUGGAGGAGGAGGCGACCACCUACACCUUCUCUGGUGCCUCCAAGCCAGGGGCUCGGGAGGGUUCAGGCUACCACUUCUUCUCCCUCCGCUGGUGCCUCUUCUGGGCCUGCCUCUGCCUGCUCAUUGCCUACCUGCAGUUCUCCUUUCGCAGCUCUGCCUUCUUUUAG
Messenger RNA from Diceros bicornis minor, 696 nucleotides. RefSeq names its product receptor transporter protein 2 (gene RTP2). Gene Ontology annotation, cellular component: cell surface. The record is from RefSeq and is a predicted model, not a curated record. Gene Ontology annotation, biological process: protein targeting to membrane; protein insertion into membrane; detection of chemical stimulus involved in sensory perception of bitter taste. The transcript has 2 exons. Gene Ontology annotation, molecular function: olfactory receptor binding. Lineage: Eukaryota; Metazoa; Chordata; Mammalia; Perissodactyla; Rhinocerotidae. Bases 16 to 696 code for a protein of 226 amino acids.